CUCAGCCCCUCCAGGCCCCGCGCCGCCGCCCGGGCCGUGACCUCCCCGCCGCGGCCACGGCCAUGGCGCAGGAGAACGCCGCCUUCUCGCCGGGGCCUGAGGAGCAGCCGCGGCGCCGCGGCCGCCAGCGCUACGUGGAGAAGGACGGCCGCUGCAACGUGCAGCAGGGCAACGUGCGCGAGACGUACCGCUACCUGACCGACCUGUUCACCACGCUCGUGGACCUGCAGUGGCGCCUGAGCCUGCUCUUCUUCGUGCUGGCCUACGCGCUCACCUGGCUCUUCUUCGGCGCCAUCUGGUGGCUGAUCGCCUACGGCCGCGGCGACCUGGAGCACCUGGAGGACACGGCGUGGACGCCGUGCGUCAACAACCUCAACGGCUUCGUGGCCGCCUUCCUCUUCUCCAUCGAGACGGAGACCACCAUCGGCUACGGGCACCGCGUCAUCACCGACCAGUGCCCCGAGGGCAUCGUGCUGCUGCUGCUGCAGGCCAUCCUGGGCUCCAUGGUGAACGCCUUCAUGGUGGGCUGCAUGUUCGUCAAGAUCUCGCAGCCCAACAAGCGCGCCGCCACGCUCGUCUUCUCCUCGCACGCCGUGGUGUCGCUGCGCGACGGGCGCCUCUGCCUCAUGUUCCGCGUGGGUGACCUGCGCUCGUCGCACAUAGUCGAGGCUUCCAUCCGCGCCAAGCUCAUCCGCUCGCGCCAGACGCUCGAGGGCGAGUUCAUCCCGCUGCACCAGACCGACCUCAGCGUGGGCUUUGACACGGGCGACGACCGCCUCUUCCUCGUCUCACCGCUCGUCAUCAGCCACGAGAUCGACGCCGCCAGCCCCUUCUGGGAGGCGUCGCGCCGCGCCCUCGAGAGGGACGACUUCGAGAUCGUCGUCAUCCUCGAGGGCAUGGUGGAAGCCACGGGAAUGACAUGCCAAGCUCGGAGCUCCUACCUGGUGGAUGAGGUGCUGUGGGGUCACCGCUUCACGUCAGUGCUGACCCUGGAGGAUGGCUUCUACGAGGUGGACUAUGCCAGCUUCCACGAGACCUUUGAGGUGCCCACACCCUCAUGCAGCGCCCGGGAGCUGGCCGAGGCCGCAGCCCGCCUUGACGCCCAUCUCUACUGGUCCAUCCCCAGCCGGCUGGAUGAGAAGGUGGAGGAGGAGGGGCUGGGGGAGGGGGCGGACGAAGAGGCUGGGGCUGACAAAGAGCAGAACGGCUGCCUGCCGCCCCCGGAGAGUGAGUCCAAGGUGUGACCAGUUUCCUCCAGAUCCCUGUGGCAGGGCCAGACACAGGUACCUGGGGAGCUGGUUAUGGAAGGUGGAGGAGGCCGCAGGCAAGGUCCCUGGGAAUGCACUAAAGCUGGGGAGCCUCCUCAGAAUCUCAGGUCUGGGAUCCAACAUGGAUGGGAGAGAUCCUGAUUUCAGGAGGACGGAGGGUGGGGAAUGGGUAAACUCGCCAGCCUGUCUGUGUUUGACCUUCACUUCUGUUCACGCGUGGAUGGAUGGACAGAGGAUGGACCUAUGCGGGUUGGAUGAGAAGGUGGGAGCAGAGAGAGACAGCCAGCCAGUGGAUAGGUGAAUGGGCCAACAGACCAACAGACAGGUGGUGUGCUCAGGGCUGCCGCUGACUCAUAGAGCAUCUUGGUGCAAAUUCUAAAAAGGCGCCUUUUCCCUCCAGACUGACACUACCCCAAACUAGGGUGCAUGGCUUGGGGAGCAGAGUGUGGGCUGGAGUUUAGGCCCCACUCACCUCCUCAGCCAGCUUCCCUGAGUCUGGCACACCUGUCUCACUGGACACAGUAGCCCAAGCUGACCCAGAGGUGAGAAAGCUGGACGGAGGCGGGCAGAGAUGAGGAGGGUGCCCUCCCAGCUCCACCCCUGCCACUGUGACAGGCUGAGAGGGAGGGCGAAAGGCUGCAGGGCGGCUCAGCUGGGUGUGAAUGACCUUGUCCAUGUGUGCAAGGAAACCGGCGAUGGGGGAGAUGCCAGAGCUGGGGCCCUGGGGCAGGGCCUAGGAAAGGGGAACAAGGGAUGGCUAUUUUCUGACAGUGAAGUGAGGUCUCGUGAGUACCACUGCAGGGGUGGGAGGGGAUAGAGAGGUUCUGAGGAGGAAGAAGGGCCGGGGAGAGAUGGAGAAACAUGAGUUCACUAGAGCUGGGACACGGGGUCCUCAGGAAAGCAGAAUCGGUCUUAGGGCACAGUGAGAGGGAGUCAUUCACGUGGUUCACUGGGUGCCCGUUGGGUCCAGAGCACUGACCCGGGCAUGUGUGGGGAGGACAGUCAGAGACCCGAUUCCUAUUCUGGGAAUACAGUACACGUGGGGAAAACAGAGAAAUAUGCCUGUGGCAGCUGUUUCAAACUGAGAACCUGGGCGAUCUCUCCAAGCACGGGGUGGAAGGGCUUGGUAAUCAGAAUUGCGUCAGGGAUUGCGUCAGGGAUUGCGUCAGGCCUGGAGAGUGACCUGAGCCAGCAGUCACGAACUUGGGUGGGCAUCAGGGUCCCCUGGAGGGCUUGGGAACACAUAUGGCUGAGUCCCACUCCCAGAGUUUCUGACUUAAUGGGUCUACAGUAGAGACCAAAACUUUGCAUUUCUAACAAGUCCCAGGUCCUGCUGACGCUGCUGGAACAGGGACCACGCUCCGAGAAGCCCUUCCCUAAGCAGACUUGGGGGUCCUGUCAGGAGGUGGGCAUCAAGCUGAGGAGUAGCUGAGGGUCCUUGGGGAGGAGACUGAAAUAUAAUGGGUAUGGAGAACUGCGGUGAGGGGAAAGGAGACCGUGAAACCAAGGCUGAAGAGUCCGACUCUGGGCCUAGGGACUCGCCCGUCAGUGGAAAUAGGGCUGUGACAAGCUAGAGAUGGUGUUUGGGCAAGAUGAGUAGGCAAGAUAGAUGGGACAGAGCAGUCGGGAAGGCUUCAGGGGAAGUGCUGCCAGGGUGGUGCUGAGCUGAAGUAGGAAGGGCAUCUGUGGCAAAGGAGAGAAUCCCACGUAGGACUUAAGAGGCAGGAUUAAAUGUGGGAGAUGUGACAGAGAGAAGCGAGAGUCCAAAUGUCUGGAUGUGACUGUGACCUGCCGUCUGCCCAGCUGGGGCAGGAGCCCCUGGAGAGGUGUUCCCACGCCACGUGUACCCCCUUCCUGGUGUCAUCGCGGUCACCAGGGACACCCCCCACCCCAGGAUUGUGAAGGAGGAGCAAUGGCGAGUCGAGAAGGGGCAGAGGUAGGGGGACCUGCCUCUGGGAGAGAUGUGUGCACACAGGCAGACACACCCUCCCACCACACGGGCCCAGCAGUGACCUCCAGCCCUUGGCCCGGGCUGCACCCCGUUCCUGUUCUUUAACAAAAGUCUGAGCCCCUUGCGGGGAAGCACCCCAGUGUGAUGCAUUCCAGGCUGGGAAGCUGGGGUCCUGGGGGAUGCUGUGCCUCCUGGAAGCAGGAAA
Messenger RNA from Aethalodelphis obliquidens (Pacific white-sided dolphin), 3424 nucleotides. It is a transcript of the gene KCNJ9, whose product is annotated as potassium inwardly rectifying channel subfamily J member 9. Gene Ontology annotation, biological process: potassium ion import across plasma membrane; regulation of monoatomic ion transmembrane transport. Bases 63 to 1244 code for a protein of 393 amino acids. The record is from RefSeq and is a predicted model, not a curated record. Lineage: Eukaryota; Metazoa; Chordata; Mammalia; Artiodactyla; Delphinidae. Gene Ontology annotation, cellular component: plasma membrane. Gene Ontology annotation, molecular function: G-protein activated inward rectifier potassium channel activity. The transcript is spliced from 2 exons.